AUGUCCAACCAAAGCAAAUUAACAACCUGGCUACUUGCCAGUACACCCAAUCACCUAAAGCUUGCAACAAAUCACCCAUUUCUCGCCGCAGCCGGUACAGGCAAACUCCCAAAAUCAACUCUAUCACAAUGGCUUUCCCAAGACAGACUUUACGCCCAGUCUUACAUCCGAUUUAUCGGCCUCUUACUCUCAAAAAUUCGUCUACCAUUAAGUCAUACGGCAGAGACACAUUCUUCCCAGACACAGACACAGACACCCGAGCAUCUAGCCGUUGACGUCCUGAUAGACGCCCUGGUGAACAUCCGCACUGAACUCCACUUCUUCGAGACUACAGCGGCAAAUUAUAGUCUUGAUCUCACGCCUGGGCUUUCCGUAGUCGAGGGCGAUACUUCCGAUUGUCGGGGGGAUAGUCCUUCCGUGAUAACUCGUGCGUACAUUGACAUGUUCAUGUCAGCUGGCAGUCCUGGCGUUACAGUGCUAGAGGGAAUAGCCGUGCUAUGGGCGACGGAAGUCUGCUACCUCCGAUCAUGGCGGUAUGCCGCGUCGUUCUUGGAGACGAAAGAUGGAAAGCCAGAUGAGGAUGGCGGGGCGUUGAGAGAGAAGUUUAUUCCGAAUUGGUCGAGUAAGGAGUUUGAAGAUUUCGUUUACCAGAUUGGGAAUGUGCUUGAUCUGAUAGCUGGUCAGAUUGGAGAUAGUGAAUUGGAGGAUGUGCGAGACCGGUGUUUGGGGUGGUGGAGGCAGGUUUUAUGGUUAGAGGAACAGUUUUGGCCUGCUAUGAAUUGA
This is a messenger RNA of Penicillium taxi, 783 nucleotides long. Its product is annotated as putative transcription regulator PAB1642. The transcript has a single exon. The record is from RefSeq and is a predicted model, not a curated record. NCBI's taxonomy places the organism in Eukaryota, Fungi, Ascomycota, Eurotiomycetes, Eurotiales, Aspergillaceae. The coding region runs from base 1 to 783 and encodes 260 amino acids.